Messenger RNA from Atta colombica, 1897 nucleotides. It is a transcript of the gene fzr, whose product is annotated as fizzy-related protein homolog. Gene Ontology annotation, biological process: anaphase-promoting complex-dependent catabolic process; positive regulation of anaphase-promoting complex-dependent catabolic process; positive regulation of ubiquitin protein ligase activity. The record is from RefSeq and is a predicted model, not a curated record. The coding region runs from base 345 to 1829 and encodes 494 amino acids. Gene Ontology annotation, cellular component: anaphase-promoting complex. NCBI's taxonomy places the organism in Eukaryota, Metazoa, Arthropoda, Insecta, Hymenoptera, Formicidae. The transcript has a single exon. Gene Ontology annotation, molecular function: protein binding; anaphase-promoting complex binding; ubiquitin ligase activator activity.
AGACCUCGUGCGAGCUCCUCGAUUCUCGAAUCCUGCGAGUUCUGACGUCGAAUGGCGACGGCAAGGCUGCUAACACGACGGACGGUGGCCAGCAAGUUCAGAUCUCAAACCGUCCGAAAAAGUUAAACGGAACGUAUCGCGGAGUAGUGGAGGCUCCGGGAAUGAGCUUGUGACAUAUUCCGAGGCCUGGGGAUCAAUUGCGGAGUAGUCGUAGCGAGCUCCUACGGUCUCUCGACGACGGUGCAUACGGGAGGCGCGUUGGCGGUGCCGUUAAUUAUGUGAAAGAGAUAAGGAGUAUUGCCUUGGUGCGGCAAAGGUGGGACACGUAUCCCUCACGUCGCAUCAUGUUUCAUCACGAAUACGAGAAACGGCUGCUGAAGCCGAUGAGCACGGACAUCUCGACGGUGACGGGCACAGCGACGUUGUCUAGCACCACUGUUGCCACUUACUCUCCCAUCUACUUCUCACCCACGAAGACGGCGUACAACAACAGCUACGACCGCUUCAUACCUACCCGUUCAGGUAAUAACUGGCAAACGACGUUUUCUAUGAUUAGCGAGAAUGGCCGGGGCGGCCUGGUGGCGAAGAAGACACGAGAGAAUGGCGAGGGUAGCCGUGACGGUAUCGCCUAUUCCUGUCUAUUGAAGAACGAGCUACUCGGAGCAAGCAUAGAGGACGUAAAGGGCCAAUGCGAAGAACGCAGGGUACUCUCGCCAUUAGUCACUAAGAACCUCUUCAAGUACACCACUCCCACCAAGGAUCGGACCCUGCUGGAUCAAAGUUCACCAUACUCCUUAUCACCACUUAGUGCCAAGAGUCAAAAAUUAUUGAGAUCUCCCAGAAAGGCUACUAGGAAGAUAUCAAGAAUACCCUUCAAAGUACUAGAUGCUCCGGAGUUGCAGGACGACUUCUAUCUGAAUCUGGUCGACUGGUCCUCUCAGAAUGUUCUUAGCGUUGGCCUAGGAAGUUGCGUUUAUUUGUGGUCAGCGUGUACCAGCCAGGUGACGAGACUCUGCGAUCUGUCCAGCGAUGGCAACAGUGUCACUUCGGUCGCCUGGAACGAGCGUGGCAAUCUGGUGGCGGUAGGUACGCAUAUGGGCUAUAUACAGGUCUGGGAUGUAGCAGUGAACAAGCAGGUGAGUAAGCUACAGGGCCAUAGCGCCCGAGUGGGAGCCCUGGCAUGGAACGGAGAGGUUCUCUCAUCUGGCAGCAGGGAUCGGUUGAUACUGCAGAGAGACGUGAGGACGCCAUGUAUUGUCGGCGAACGGCGACUUGGUGCCCAUCGGCAGGAGGUGUGUGGCCUCAAGUGGUCACCGGACAAUCAGUACUUGGCAUCUGGCGGCAAUGACAAUCGACUCUACGUAUGGAAUUUACACUCCCUCUCACCCAUCCAGACAUACACCGAACACCUGGCGGCGGUGAAAGCGAUUGCCUGGUCACCGCAUCAUCAUGGCCUGCUGGCGUCCGGUGGCGGCACCGCCGACCGUUGUAUUCGCUUCUGGAAUACGCUGACCGGUCAACCGAUGCAAUGUGUCGACACCGGCUCACAGGUCUGCAACUUAGCGUGGAGCAAGCACAGCUCUGAGUUAGUCAGCACGCACGGUUACUCGCAGAAUCAGAUUCUCGUGUGGAAAUACCCGAGCCUCACGCAAGUGGCCAAGCUCACCGGGCACUCGUAUCGGGUGCUCUACCUGGCGAUGUCGCCCGAUGGCGAGGCGAUUGUUACCGGGGCGGGCGACGAGACUCUGCGCUUCUGGAAUGUAUUCAGUAAGGCCCGCAGUCAGAAAGAAAACAAGUCUGUUCUGAAUCUAUUCACGAGUAUCCGAUAAAUGGAUUGCACUGGUCAUCGUGGUAGAGUCUCGCGAAACGUCUUUUAUUAUGAAUUUUGUACAUAUGC